Messenger RNA from Procambarus clarkii (red swamp crayfish), 804 nucleotides. Lineage: Eukaryota; Metazoa; Arthropoda; Malacostraca; Decapoda; Cambaridae. The record is from RefSeq and is a predicted model, not a curated record.
AUGAAGAAAGAAGCAGAGAAAGAACUUAAGUAUGACGACUAUGAUGACGACGACCAUGAUGAUGACGACUAUGAUGACGGCGAUCAUGAUGACGACGACCAUGAUGACGACGACCAUGAUGAUAACCAUAAUGACGACCAUGAUGAUAUUGACCAUGAUGACGACGACCUCGAUGACGACGACCAUGAUGACGACGACCACGAUGAUGACGACGACCACGAUGAUGACGACGACCAUGAUGACGACGACCACGAUGAUGACGACGACCUCGAUGACGACGACCACGAUGACGACGACCAUGAUGACGACGACCACGAUGACGACGACCAUGAUGACGACGACCACGAUGAUGACGACGACCAUGAUGACGACGACCAUGAUGACGACCACGAUGAUGACGACGACCAUGAUGACGACGACCACGAUGAUGACGACGACCACGAUGAUGACGACGACCAUGAUGAUGACGACGACCACGAUGAUGACGACGACCACGAUGAUGACGACGACCAUGAUGACGACGACCACGAUGAUGACGACGACCACGAUGAUGACGACGACCACGAUGAUGACGACGACCAUGAUGACGACGACCAUGAUGAUGACGACGACCACGAUGAUGACGACGACCACGAUGAUGACGACGACCAUGAUGACGACGACCACGAUGAUGACGACGACCACGAUGACGACGACCACGAUGAUGACGACGACCACGAUGAUGACGACGACCAUGAUGAUGACGACGACCACGAUGAUGACGACGACCACGAUGAUGACGACGACCACGAUGAUGAACAAUAA